Messenger RNA from Dentiscutata erythropus, 1779 nucleotides. Lineage: Eukaryota; Fungi; Glomeromycota; Glomeromycetes; Diversisporales; Gigasporaceae. The record is from the annotation of a GenBank genome assembly.
AUGAAUCGUCAACAUCGUAAUUUAGCUAGAACUUUACAAACUUUUGUAUUUCAUUGGAUUCUUGUUAGUUUUGUUCUUUCAUCUCUAUAUAACUUUACUGUUUAUGGUCUGCAAAAAUCACAAUGUUCGAGUAGCAGAAAUGAUAUGUCUGAUUAUCAGCACAUAUUUUCUUAUGAUGAUCCAUUCUUAACUAAAGGAGAUGAACCUUUUACAACUGAACCUUUUACAACUGAACCUUUUACAACUGAAGUAGUCGAUGAUUCAAUUCAUAUAAAUAUAAUUGAUAAAAACUUGUUAUCUACCUUACAAACAUUUUUAAGAUCUGAAAAUUUGUAUGACGUGAAUCCAAAGAUAUCCGCUGAUGAAUUAUUUUUGAUCCUUCCGCAAUUAAAAAAUUAUGUUGAACAAGAUUUCUAUCAAAUUCAUUCUCCGUUAAAAAGACUUGUCGAUUGGUUGGAAAAAGGAUUUGAUUCGAGAUUUUACCAAUUAAAUAAUAUGAUUGACAAUCAUGAAAUUUCAUUUAAAUAUUUGUGGUAUUUGUUUCCAAGCGGAUCUCAAGUAUAUGCACAAUUAAAUGGAAAAGUAUGUGGUUUACGAGUUAAAAAAAGUAAAUAUGAGACUUCUUAUGGCACACAACAAUUUGUUAUUACUGACGGUCAUGAAUUUGUGUAUAGUGAUAAAACUUGGUAUAUUAGUCAUUUUGUUGGUGUAUUAAAUAUUACUAAACUUCCAGUAGUUCCUUUACAAAAAGAAUGUGCAAUACGUGAUGAAUUAGUAAAACGUGGUAAAAAAUUCGAAAUGUAUGCCAAUGGUCAUCAUUAUCUUCAAUAUUCUGGAAAUUUUUUUCACCAGUUUUGGUUUAGAAAUACUUAUUACAGAGGUGAUGGACGUAUAAUGGUUGAUGCUUCAACUUUUGGCAAAAUCAAACCAAAUUAUGAUAUGGGUCUUUCAAAUUUCAAUCUUGAAAAUUUUGGAUAUAAUUUUAAAUACAAUUCUCAGCCUAAGCCAUUUAAUAUGAGUGAAAACUCUUCAAAAAGAAAAGUUAAAGAGGAAGAGCUUUACAUGUGUUCUCCUACAUUUUUUGGCUUCAGCUUUACUGCUAAAUUAUGGGGUCAAUUUUAUGUUGAUCAAGUGGAUGAAAUUAAAUUUGAUGAUGAUGCGUUUGAUAAUUUAAUAAUGGAUACUAAUAAGAAAGAUAUUAUUAUGAGUUUGGUAAAAUCCGAACUUUCUGGAGGAUUGGAUUUCAUCAGUGGUAAAGGUGGAGGCUGCAUUUUCUUAUUACAUGGACCUCCUGGGGUCGGUAAAACAUUAACUGCUGAAGCUAUUUCUGAAUACCUGCACCGUCCAUUAUAUGCAGUCAGUGUUGGCGAAUUAGGUGUAACUCCUAAAGAAUUAGAAAAGAAAUUAAAUGAAAUUCUUGAAGUUGGAAGAGUUUGGAAUGCUAUCAUUCUCAUUGACGAAGUUGAUAUUUUCUUGGAGCAAAGAAGUAAAAAUGAUGUAAACCGUAAUGCUUUGAGGAUUAGUUUAAUCUUAAAAUAUUACGACCUUGACGAAUCAGCACGUGCCCAAAUUUGGCGUGCUUUCUUGGAUCGUGCCGAUGGUAAAGAUAAAAGUCAAGUUGAUAUCGAUAAAUUAAAACAACUACAAUUUAAUGGUAGGGAAAUCAAAUCUGCCGUUCGACUAGCAAAGGCUCUCGCUACAAUAUCAGAUCCUGACGCCAUUAUCACUGCGCAGCAUUUAGAAAAAAUCUUGAAUAUUUUCGCAGAGAAUCUUGAUUAA